This is a messenger RNA of Laetiporus sulphureus 93-53, 4724 nucleotides long. RefSeq lists its product as uncharacterized. The record is from RefSeq and is a predicted model, not a curated record. The transcript has 10 exons. Gene Ontology annotation, molecular function: methyltransferase activity. NCBI's taxonomy places the organism in Eukaryota, Fungi, Basidiomycota, Agaricomycetes, Polyporales, Laetiporaceae. The coding region runs from base 444 to 4688 and encodes 1414 amino acids.
GCUCCCCGCCUAAAAAAAAGGCGGGCGAGAAUAUCUUGCAGCCUCAUAGUAGGUACCAUGGUCCAUGUCGCAAUCGCGCGCUUUGGAGCAACGUCAAUGUCAGAUUUGCGAGGAUCAGGCCCGGAGGAUCUGGCACCUAAUCGUCGAGUGCCAAGCACACCGUACUUGACCAUGCGCUUGUUACCACAGUCAACGUCAACGGCGUGUGCAUGCACGGGUCCGACCACGCGUCCAUGCGCGCACUCCUCGCAGCCAAUCUAGCUUUAUGGGAACGGAAUGUGCACGGUAUGCACGGUGCGGAGGCAUCUGGCCAUCGCGACAUGACAGCUGCCUGGACGUCGAGCAGUGUUAGCAUCGUGCGCGUCAUGGUCGCAGGGCAGGGAAUGAACGAAAAGUGUCAUAAGCUCGAGUGAGUAGACGCGCUUGCUCCUUCUCACCAAACCAUGACAUUCGCCACCCUGCGCGCCCUCCACGCCCUCAUCGGCGCCGCCCUAGACGACAUCGAGCGCGUCUACCACGAUGCCGGACUCGCCUCCCCGCCCACUCUGCCUACCCCGUACUCCCCCACAUCCUCGUACGCCUCGCCCGCCAGCCCAUCGCUCACGUCGUUGUACGGUCCAUACACGCCCUACUCGCCAGUACCGUCUCCACACCCGCAUUUGCAUGCGCGCACUCCGUCGAGCGUGUCCGUAUCAUCGCUGUCGAGCUAUUCUGCGACGGAGGGCGAGGAGGAAGAGACAGGGACGCUCUCACUUGGGUCAUCGCACGCAUCACUCGCGUCCUUCGCGAACGCCGCGAUGAGCGCAGAUGCGGAGCUGAAGACGACGAAGACACAGGGCGGCGCAGGAGUCGCUUUUCCUCUCUCCACUCCGCCGACGCCCGUCAGUCCCUCGACGCCGCCCACGAAUGCAACGACAUCUGCUACGCCUACUCGGCCUGCGCGUACCUACAUCUCGACACCGAUCUUGACGCCGUCACAUCCGUAUUCAUCUUUCUAUCGAGGUGCUGAUGUCCAUGCUACCGCCCAGCCCUCCGCCUUUCCAUCCACCGUCACCCUGCCCGACUACCUCGCCGUAGCGCGCUCUACACAGAGCCUUGCCUCUCCUCCUCAAGCCCAAUCUAGCUCGCACCUCUACUCCGAAUCGUCCUCGCACGCCCAACAGCACAGUCCCGGAAUCCUCCGUUCAAAACAAGCUCAGUCGCACACGCAGAUCAAGCAUCCGACACCGGCCCCGACCUCCUCCCCCGCUCCGCGCCGUCGCUCACACACGCUCACAUCAGCGUCGUCCGCGCUCCGGCGCGUGUCGGGCUUCUUCUCUGGGUCAGCAAAGUCCACCAGUCCGCUGCCUCCGCCGAGCCCGGUGCUGGCGACGCCGGUUCGUGGUGUGAAGACGUUCGCAGGCGUGGGCGUGUGCCACUCGCAGGGUGCGAGGGUGGCGGGAACGCCGCCAAGCCCGAUUACGUUCGCGUCGCCGUCGCCCCCGGAGGAUGGAACGAGGAGGCGGAGCACGAGCAUGGCAGCGGCGAGCGCUGGGGUGAGCGCGACGCCGAAGAAAAGUAGGGCAAGCUCUCGACAAUUCGACGUUCCAGUUUCAUAUAACCAGGCGGAAGGCGCAUAUAAGCGCGGCUCGGGCGCAUAUAGUCAGGUGAAGGACUCAUCUGGUCGCACACCAGGCGCAUAUACCCGUCAUACACCCAACACUCCCACACCAGACUUGCCGCGCACGCCAAAGUCCAACGGCGUGCUACGGACGCUGAGGAGUAGUCCCGCACUGGGCACGCCGACGUCCUCGUCGGCGGCCUUUGAGCAGGCAAAUGCACUCGUUACGCCGCGUUCGGGAGACGGCGCUGGGAGGAAACAGCGCCCAAGGCCGAGUCCCCUUCUUCCAAGGUCUAUGGAGAUUGUGUCACAGCAUUGCCAGCCUCCGCCGACGCCUUUAAGCCUGUUCUCACUCGCGUCGGGUGUGUCGGUUGAGGAGGGUGAGAGUGGGCAGGAGGGCAAUGGCGGGUUUCCGUGUGCGAGCGAGGUGUCGUUGACGGCGGUUGGGAGGGCAUCUGCGAGCAGGACUGUGUGUGAGAGGGAGGGAUUGGAGCCGGGUUGGGAGAAAGAGGGAGGUGGACUUGCGGCUGCGUGGGAGGAGCCGGUGAAGGUGAAUGGGCAAGGGAAGGGAAGGAAGGAGAGGGCGGUAGUGAUGCUGGAUUGGCCGUCGUUGGACGUACCGGUGUAUGCGGUGCAGAGUGGGGAGGAGUCAUCUGGAGGAUUGCGUGGAGAUGGGAAGGGCGGAUCGCCCGGCAUGCAGUCGUCGGGUGAGCAAGGAACGCCACCGACCGCUCCUGAGACGAACGCGAGCGCAGGUUCGACUCCGAAGAGAGAUAAAGAAGAGCUUCAAGUCCUCUCGGAGGCGCUUACGACGCACCCUGCGGUGCUUGCGGCAGCGAGCCGACUUGUUGCUGCAUGCGGGCAACUGAGCGCGGCGGUACAAAGGCCAUUUUUGACGGUGUGUGACGCGGCGAUGGGAUAUCACCUCCCGGCGUGUCUGCGUCUGCUCGAGGCGGCGCAUGUCCCGGAGAUAUUGCGUGAGGCGGGCCCUCGCGGGAUGCAUGUACGGGAGAUUGCAAGGCGAGUGGGGGAGGUGAGGAGGGCCAACAGGGCUGCCGCGAGGGAAAAACACGCAGGGUGUGAUGGGGAUUGCGAAGAUGUCGAGGAAGAGCCGGCGUUGGAUGCUGCAUUGCUGAGUCAUGUUCUACGGCUGCUCGCGACGCACCAUAUUACCAGGGAGGUACGGCCGGACGUGUUCGCGAAUAACCGGAUUUCCGGUGCGAUUUAUUCGGGAAGGAGCCUGGAUGACCUGGGAAGAGCACCCGAGUCGAAGUAUGAUGGGACGGAUGGGAUCUCUGCGUUCGUUGGUCUAUGCACGGACGAGCUGUUCAAGUCGGCCGCAUAUAUGACGGAUUGCUACCUUCCGUCGUUAGAGGCGACCGUUGCGGGUGGCCCUUCUAAGAGUAAUUCAGAGGAGGCUCAACGGCAGAAAAGCAGGAAUUCAAGCACGGCAAAUGCUCAGGAUGUAUUCGGAAAGACGUCAGACGGAAGUCAUGCCAGUCUGGCGGACUUGGCUCUUGGCGAUGGCCAGCCCUCCGCUUCGCGUUCGGCCGCACAUCAUGAUCAGAGUGCUGAACUUUCCAAGCUCGUUCGACGUGCGCGGGCUUUUUCGUCCGCGCGGGCGGUCCCCGCAAGUCCGCCUCGCCGGAAAGCGCCAGACAUGCCGCGGAAGGAGCCAGAACAGACGAAGCGUGCACCGGCAAAGGUCUCCGGUAACCCAAUGCAUGCACCGUUCAACUUGGCGUUCAGGACGUCGGCGCCGUACUUUGAGUGGCUGGAGACGAAGGAGAACGCUGCGCGGCUGAAGCGGUUCGGACGUGCGAUGACUGGGACAGGCUCGUGGGAGGUGCCGGGUGCGAUUGUCGGUGCAUUUCCAUGGCAUCAGCUGCCGGCGCAGUCGGUCGUUGUGGAUGUUGGAGGUGGAAUUGGGUCGACGUCGCUAUUGCUGGCGCAUGCCUUCCCACAUCUUCGAUUUCUGGUUCAGGAUCGACCGCAAGUGGUUAAGAUGGGAGAGAUAGCAUGGCGCGAACGCUCUCCGGAACUGUUGGAGACCGGCCGAGCGGCUUUUCAAGCGCACAAUUUUUUCGCACCACAGCCGCUGUGGCCAGCUUCACUGCGUCAUGAGCGCGACAAUGAUGAUGCUGCGAGAGAGCAGGCUCCAAAUGGAUCCCCAGCUGUCUUCCUGCUGCGCGUGGUCACUCAUGACUGGCCAGAUGCCUAUGUGAAGAGAAUUCUCCUGCAUCUUCGCCGUGCUGCAGGUCCUGACACGAAGUUGUUGCUCGCCGACCACGUGCUGCCUCUGGCAUGCGUGGACGAAGAUCCUGAUCCAGAGUCGCCACACGGUAUCCAGCACAUGAACGAGAAGAUGAAGGCUCCUCCGCUCCCCGGCACGGUGCGGUCACUUGCGCCAGAGGGCUCGCCGUUACUGCCGAACUUGGGCAAGGCGAAUGCUAAUGCGUAUUGGCUGGAUCUGACAAUGCGUGUGACAUUCAAUGCGCAGGAGCGCACGCUUCGCGAGCUCCUUGCGCUGGCUGAGACUGCCGGCUGGAGGAUCGUGCAGGUGUCUCGUGCGGAGGGGUCUCUCUUCGGGCAUGUCACUGCUGUUCCGGUUGACAUUCCUCCGGAAAGCCUGGCACUGUUGGAUACGCCUCUUCCUGGUAUUGUUGAGGCAGAUGCCGGCGAGGGUUCUGAUGCAAAAGUCAAGAGCCCUCCUAUGGGUGACACCUUCUGCUCAUUUGUCGACCUGCCCUCGGAGGAUGCGUUGCAGAAAGGCGUUAGAGCAAGCAAGCGCGCGACGCAGAGGUGGCAAGCGCGUGCGACUGAAUGGAGGCAGCGUCUCGUGAAGAAGAGCUCUACAAUCUGGAAGGACCGGAGAGGCCAGCAGGCUGCUUCUCCGCUACCUGUUCCGCCUGUCGAGCUGUUGCCGGCUGCGGAUGUCGGUAUGGGUGCUGGGAAGCGUGUGAGCAAGGGCAGGAAGGCGAGUAUUAGUACGCUUGCGGGUGGGGAGGAUAGACAGAGGGAUACGAAAAGAGGACUGCGGCGGGUGCUGUCUCGUGCGCAGGUCAGUAGUGGAAUAAUGGAUCGAUAGCUUAAUUAUGAAUAAUAGAACUUAUUAUAUUUGCUC